AUGAUCAUUACAGAAGGCAGUCACAGCGUGAGCCGGCACAUUCGUUCCAAGAUGGCUAUAUAUGCAUAUACCCCUUUACCGUUAUUAUUCGGAUUGUAUGCAGAUGAUUCAUCUUUGUUAAGAACAAAUGACGCGUCCGCGGUAGACUGUCCUGUUCUAUCAGAAGCCAGUAAAACUGGCAAGUCAUCGUCCGUGGGUGGUAGACUGAUUUUGGAAACAAAGUUGUUGGGUUCUGUUGGCACUGACGAUACGAAUGAGGAAGGCAAUAACAAUAGAAAUAAUAACGAUAGCAACAAUUAUGGUAGCGCUGACGAUAAAGAGGAAUGUAGCAACGAGGCUUCAGAAAAAAGACAAAUAUGCACAAAUCUUCGAGUAUAUGGUGUCACCGUUUAUAAAACCGAACUCUCCCUAACAAUUCUUGAUUUUCGUGGAACAUAUAGUUUGUUUGAAGUGGAUCAUUUUAAUCUUCCAAAAGAUUGGGCAGACAUGCACAACUUCAUCUUUAUAUGUGAAGCUCUAAUAAAGUGGGCG
Messenger RNA from Acaulospora morrowiae, 531 nucleotides. The record is from the annotation of a GenBank genome assembly. Lineage: Eukaryota; Fungi; Glomeromycota; Glomeromycetes; Diversisporales; Acaulosporaceae.